AUGCUCCGUUGUCAACGUUUAAUUCACCUUCGCCAACCAUUGACACGACACAACAGCACACAUGCGAAAUCCCAGCAACUUCUUCAACCGGUUGCCGCUGACAUGAUUGGGACGCCUGAUCCAGUCACCAACUUACGACCUGUACGAUACUACGUUCCACCAGACGAAACACAAGAGGAGAAAGAAUGGCGGUUACAACAGCAACGAGUCGACGAAUACAAUCAAAGCUUUUGGAGGAAGAACAAUACCAUGUUUACUGAAGCAAAAGCAGAGUAUGAAGAGAAAUUACGACAAAACGGAGAACAAGUGACAGCAGAAGCCAUGUCAGUGUUUUACAAGGACUUUUUGAACAAGGCAUACGAACGACAAAUGGAAUACAAUCGCACGUGGUGGAAGUUGAACAUUGGGUUACUUUAUCCUGGAUUCAAGGCAUCAUGGCGAUGGAUCACCAAAUCGCGUAGUCAACCGCGUUCCUCCAUACAAAAAGAGACAAACUUUUGGGCAAAGAGCUUUGAAUCAUGA
This is a messenger RNA of Lichtheimia ornata, 522 nucleotides long. RefSeq lists its product as uncharacterized. Bases 1 to 522 code for a protein of 173 amino acids. The transcript is spliced from 3 exons. Gene Ontology annotation, cellular component: mitochondrion. The record is from RefSeq and is a predicted model, not a curated record. Gene Ontology annotation, biological process: intrinsic apoptotic signaling pathway. Lineage: Eukaryota; Fungi; Mucoromycota; Mucoromycetes; Mucorales; Lichtheimiaceae.